AUGCCCUUGAGUUGUUCGCAUGUCGACUGGACUUCUGACUCAUCUGAGUGGCUGGGCUCUCCUCCAAUCUUGCCGGUGGCUGGCACGAUAUCAACACGGUAGGCCGGUAUGCGUGCGCGUCGUUAGUGUGGCGUGCGAACGAGUCGGUUAUGACGCCGCCUCCUAACGCCCCUUAUUGUCCGGCGUUAUUUACUGCAGCCUUUAACUUCCUGAGUGUAUUCCAGACACCUCGUCUCUCUAGUCAGUCCUAUAACCGUGACAGGUCCACAGUGUAGGGUAGGGUCCCUCUUAUUACCUCAGGCCCGCCAUGUUUGGCCAGUGGACAGUGCCUGCUGCAAGAGGUCAAGGGGCUGCCUCGAAAAGCCCUUGGGGCGCGGUCUGUGACUCUCCAGGUUUUGGGCCAUUCCUCCUUUAAAGCCUGAAGUGCUCGAAGAAGUCACGGAGGCAUUCAAUCGUCCUGGGAAGGUACUGCUGUUCAGUCUUCUCCUUAACCGCCGUGCGGUGACGCUCGUCAGCCCGCUAAAAGCAUCGGACUUUAAUAGUCGCUUUUGUUAGAACGGAUCUGGCUCCGCUGAAAACGCAGUUUCCGUAAUUUUAACUUGUCUAGAAGAAGUAAAAUGGGCAAUAUUAGGUCCUGUAGCCCCCACUUGAUUCAUACCAUAUGGUUAGCUUCCUAAAACAAUUUUAGUAGGCGUGAUUAUGCUGACUUAACGUAUAUCACGUAUUUGCGCCUUCCUUACUAUUUUAAUUCAGCGAGUGACUGCCUCGAGAGAGCGCUUAUACGCCAGCCUUGGUUACGUCAGGUAUCAGUCCACACGCUCUUCCCUGAGCGUGUUUCGAGCUCUACCGGCACCCUCUUUAUUAUCUUAGUCCAGCGAUUGGUUAAUCCAGGUUGCUAAUGCCACCGUUCGGACGGCUUAAAACUCCGCCUGUUUCACCUUAGUGACCAUGCACUGCGAAUUAUCAUGCGGUUUCCUCCGCGGCCUUCCGGCUGUGAUUGCGCCCUCCUUGUUCUCUUAAUCCAGCAAGUGGCAUUGUCGCGGAGGCAGCGUACACGCCACUUUCAGUUACACCCAGCACUGGUUCACACGCGCUUCCCUGCGCGUGAUUCAAGCUUUUCUUGCGCUCUCUUUCCCUUCCUUAUCCAGCGAGUGGCUAAGUUAGGUAUAAAAGCGAAAUUCUGAGCUCCAGGUGUAUGCAUAAGUGAAGGAGAAGAGUCGAACACCGGAAAACUUCGUUUAUUGUCCUGAGCUUCCAGACUCGUACAGGAGUCCAUCGUCAGAGAUAGUAGCAGCAACAGGACAAGCGACAGUUAUAAGGCAUGUAGGCCAAUCAUCGACCGACGGCGCAAGACUGUAGGUGACUACACGGGGCUCUGUACGCGGGCGCUAGAUCGGUAAAUCGAUUGACUGUGUUCUCAUCCGAGGCCAGGCUUCAAUCAUUUCUCGGCCUGUUUCGUUUCCGGCGUGAGCGACUAUUUUGGUGGCUGCGAAGUUAGACUCAUGACCCAUUUCGUAGGUGUGGGCGGCCACUUGUGAUAAUGCGUCGCCUCGUCGCACAGCCAGCUUAUGUUCGCGUAUGCGCGAUCCGAGCAUGCGCCCAGUCUGUCCUGUGUAGUUACAAGAACAAUUUUGACGCGGAAUGCGAUACACUACUCCAGAUUGCUCUUCAGGCUUUAACCGGUCUUUAAUUUUCAUGAGCCUAUUGCGCAUGGUGACCUUGGGGCGAUGUGCAAUUCCAAUACCCAUCUCCGCAGCAAUGCGCUUGGUCGCUUCUGAAGCGUCCUUGAUGUAUGGCAGAGAAUGCCAUAUCGUUGGUGGUAUGGAUGUUCGAGUCCUCUGGUGGCGACCGCGUAGGCAGCGACUUAUGAAGGCCCUCGAAUAGCCAUUUUGCACAUACUGGUUGCGGAGAUGAUGGGCCUCACGUGCUCUGUCCUCCGGUUUGCUGCAACGAGUUUGGGUCCGUUUGAAGAGCGUCUUCACACAGCUUCGUUUGUGAGCCACCGGAUGGUUGCUGUGAAAACUGAGAAGCCUCCCUAUAAACCGUCGUUCGAAGUUCACCGUUAAGGUUUCGUCUGACAAGCACAUCCAGGAAGGGUACUGCUGUUCCUGUUCUUUUUCCCUCGUGAAUUUUAUAUCAGGGAAGACUGCGUUGAGCAGACUGUGGAAAUGUUGCAGCAUGUCCUUCUUUACGAUGACGAACGUGUAGUUUACGUAACGGCGCCAAAAUACCGGCUCAUGUUGGACGAAGGCAAUCUUUUCUAGCUCCUGUUGGACCAGUUCUGCCACCAAACCGGAGACCGGUGAGCCCAUUGGGGUUCCCUUGAUUUGCUCAUAGGUUUCUUCCGCAAAAGGGCAGAAAGUUUGUUGGCAGAAUUCAAACAGCCUCAUGAGGUGUUCAAUUUUGAGUGUAUUCUGACGCUCAUCGGUCAAUCGAUUUAUCGAUCUGGCGCCGGGGUACAGAGCUCUGCGUAGUCACUUCCAGUCUUGCUCCGUCAGUCGAUGAUUGGCCUACAUGCCUUAUAACUGUCUCUUCUUCUGCUGCUGCAACUACCUCUGACGACGGACUCCUGCACGAGUCUGAAAGCUCAGGACAAUAAACGAAGUGUUUCGGCACUCGACUCUUCUUCUUCCCCUAAGUUAGGUAUGGUAACUAAAAGUGUUUUGGUAAGCUAACCAUAUGGUACCAAUCAAGUGGGACCGCAGGACCAAAUCUCACAUUAAUAUGUAACAGACCACUUGUGCAGAUAUGGUGUGCAGAGAAAGACCUUCUCACUCUCACCAUCUUCUUCGCGGAGGGAAUGUUGGUGUCAGUCAUGUCCAGGAAUGGAGACCGCCGGCUCGUAGCUGGCAAAACCCUCUGUGGCGAGCGCAGUCAUUCAUGGAAGGAUUACUCGCGUAGGUUAUGGUGCUGAGACUUCCUUUAACGUUGUCGAAAGGACGUUUUUAUUCAUUGUCAAGGCACCAUCUAGGAAGUACUUGUUGAUUUGAUUACUAGUUCAUUUUAUGCCGAUUUUCAAACCAACAAAGGCCGAUUUGACCUGCAGGCAGCAUAACCUUGACACCAUCUACGUUUCGAUAGUAGUUAGAUCUUUAAUGUUUCCUAAUCGCGACGAUCAAUCAGCGCUGUAAAGUCGGGAAGCUGCCAACUUGCCUCAACCUGUUCCCUGAUCAUUCUGUACAGAAUACAGUGCUCUAACAACUGGCGUCUAACCUCUCUUCUUCCUGUUCAGGACCUGGCCUAUGAGUAGUAAUGGCUGAGGUCCGCUCACGACUUAAGCUGUUGAGAAAGUUCUAGACGCCUAGGCCAGGUUUUCUCAAGAAAAUUCGCAUCCAGAGCGUUGCAUUCAAUUUGCUGCCAAAUUUUAGAGUUCAUAAAGUCAUUUAAUUAUGUUCAAAGGGACUGAUAAUUAUUAAGCCCUUAUGGUUGUACCGUAGGGUAUUACUUCAUACUACUUUUAGUCGAAUACAUGUGAUGUAAUGGCUGUCUGUUUAUGAAGCCGGAAGUUUCUUCCUCUCGGUAUGAAAACUGAGAGAUUGCUUUGUGCCUCAGUUUCAAAACAAACUGUAGAAUGCACACCGGUCUAAUCUUUGACGCAGACGAUCAAGGUCCGCAGGCCGUAUACGCCAGUUAGAUAAGAAGAACAACUUAUCCGAGAGGAAAUGACUCCAGUUGAUUAGUUUAUCAAGGUUGUCUAAGGUUGUAUGAGCGUUUAAGCACAUUAAAACAAAACACUUUUUGUUUCACUACAAACGACUACGGACGCCCGUCAUCAGAGACUAGUUCGGCAUGUUACCUGCGUUCUAAGGUUUUCGCCGGAUUGCCUGUCGUGCCCAAUGCCUGCGCCGAUGCCCAUUGUCUGUUGGUUGUUGAGGCCUUGUCAAGAUACGAUGGUCGAUGGCCCUGCCGUCUCAGCCGUUAAUGUUAUUCGCCCGGCUGCGAUUAAUCAAUGAAGACAAAAAUAUUGAUCAUCGGCUAAGAUUGAGUCACACGCGUGUACGCAAUGCCUGACUAGUCUGAUAGGUUGAUCAAGGGCGGCGCUGGCAACUGUGAGGGCGAACAGCUACAGCCUCAUCUGAGGUCCCACGAAGCUGUACGGCAUGCAGCGGCAAAACGCAGAUAAGCGCCUUGAAUGUCGUGGCAAAGCAAAUGAAUUGCACUGUUAUUUUCCCUCUAUAUGUCUAGUGGCAGAUCACGGGCCAUAAGAAAACUCGUACAACAAAAAUAGGGGUAUGGCACGGAGAUGGGCACCCCUGCGUAUUACAGGUGGUCUUGUGCCAGUUCUAAGGGAGAUAAGGGUGAGGUUUAUGGUUGUAUUUAGGUUUAGGGUUUAGCUUAGUCGUGAUGAAGGAGACAUGAUCGCUGGGACAAGAGCUUUAUUCGCCUAACGUUUCGGAUUCCUGUUCGGACCCAUCAUCAGAGAAAAAAAGCAGAUGCGGGUCUGCUUUUGUCUUUGAUGAUAGGUUCGAGCAGGAAAACGAAAUGUCAGGCGAAUAAAGCUCUUGUCCCAGCGAUCGUGUCUCCCCCUUCACUACUGUUUCCUGGGACUCGUCUCUUUGCUUCUGCUUGGCUUAGUGUUGGAGUCAGUCAGGACGUGGAGAUAGAUAUCCAUCCCGGAAUUUAACGCAAGACCAUCUUUAUUACCGGGGGAGGGAGGGAUUCCUACUCCCGUGUCUUACCAAAGUAUAUGUGCUGCCAGAUCGUUAUCCGUCGGUUGUCUCCUCCGCAUCCAUGACGAUUGCCCUUGAAAGACGAGCAAACAUGACUCAGACUUCUUUGGGCUUCCGCCGUAAGUCAGAAGUCAAGGAACGCAGAUGGAUUGCACAGCCGGUAAACACGUGAUUCAUGACUCAACGGCAGAGCACGCGGCGAAGUCAGCAAGUCGGUGGUUCGACUCUGUCAGCCGAUAAGUUUUCCUUUGGUGUUCAGUUAGAGGUAAACAAAUCUGUUAUGCCCUUCUGGUACCUUACAAAUGCAGAAAGCGGUGCGUGCUGAGGCAGCCUAUCCAGCCUCCGUGCACAUGCUUCACCAGUCCACUGUUGCCUUUAUCUUUAUUGUAACCCACUUCACCGGAAAUUCAUCGUCCUCAUCACUCAGCGACAUCGGUUAAGUACUGUAGCGAUGAAUGAACAGCUGCACGACAAAUGAGACAGUUCGAACGUCGCUGUCGAUGAUAUCCACCGUGCGUUCCAUAGCAGAGUGAGAGCAGGGACGGUAACUUGCGCGUGAAUAAGUUUACAGGGCAUGCAGACUUGCGCAGUGUCUACCGCACCCCCCCCCCCACCCCCUCCUCCACACCUGGACCCCGUGUCAAGACAGAGUAAAGAAGACCGGAGACAGGAGAGGCCGCAAGUAGCUGGCACGGCGAAAGUCCGCACCUAGGCGUACCACCGCACCCCCCGGUACACAGCGCGUACACUGAUAAAGAUUUUAUGCCACAACGCAAAUAGGGAGGGCGGCACGGAUUCCAGUUGGCGCGGCGGGAACCGGAAACUGAGCCUGCCAUCACAUCUCGAGUGUUGGCAUUUGUGAUGGGUGCGCAUUUCUGACAACGCCUUCCGGACUCUGAUCUAGACUCGGUGUUGGUCCGGCGCAUCUACCGCGUGGCCUAUUUUAGGGUCGCGAUAAAUAUGCAGACACACACACACACACACGGGCGGUUAAGACAGUAAUGAUACAGCAGGUGGCAUUGAAAUUUCGAUCGCCUUGCAGCAUAAAUUAUUUUAGUCACACCAUGAUGCCGACUUCCGAAUGAGCAUCUUCCCGGCUGCCUGCAGGCUCCUAUGUUCCCUUUGCGCACAUUUGCUUCUCCUGUCAAAUGUAUAAUUCAUAUCCGUUUAGGCUCAGGUGUAAAUAAGUUUAUCGUCGAAAUACGCAAUAUUUAUCCUGGUGUGACUAUUUUGGCGCCGUUAACUAUGGAUGGGGUGGGCGGAGAAGGGGUACGCUUUGAUCAUCUACGUUUCAGCGGAUUCACAGACUUCCGACAAGUCCGAUCCCAGCCUUGCAUGUACGCCUGCAGUCCGUGCGGGCCGAAUUAUUCCGAGUUUUAGUGCUAGUUAUACGUUAAAGUAACUGUUGGGCAUGUCCAGCGGGGGAGGGGGGAAUUCGAGUCUGCACUUUUCAGUCAAAGUGCUGGUAGAUUGUAACUAUCUGAUGAGAUUUUAUGAUGUUUCUGGACGUCGGAAGCGUUGUGCCCAGCUGUUGAGCUGCCGUAAAUUCCGAGACAUUUGAGCAACAUCUUUAGGGUGUCCCUAUGGCGUCGUCUUUGUUCUGGUCUUGGAGCACUUGUGGAAAUAUCACUACAGAAUGCGCGUUCCACCAGAUGGUCCAUCUGUGCUCCAACACCAGUCCCGUAAAAAGACAAUCCGUCUUUAUUACGUGGCUGCCAUCCCCUUAAAUUGCUGACGAUCUGGUGCGGGACAAUGGUACAGUUAAUAAUAACGUUCUUGUAUCAUUACUUUUCUUAAAGUGUAGUGGUGCAUAUAGGUUUUUGUUGUAAAUAGGACUAAUAUUCUUCAGUUGCUUUGGGCCUACCAGUAGCAAAUAGACAUUCGGAGAUACGUUUAUGCAGGUUGAGUAUUUAGACAGAUUGUUGACCCAGAACCUCACAAUACGUUGGUAACGUCAUGUGUGCCCUUUUACGAGGUCUCCACAAAAGAAAAUUAAAAAUUGAAAAAUAUCAGUCUACCCUAAAAUACGCCAGUUUUUAUUUUUUUACCUACGGAGCGCAAAAUUCCUAAUCUUCUGCCUUGUGCCCUCGAUGAUGACUUUGUUUAGUGUAAAUCGGAUCCGUCACUAGGCGACUUUUUGUAACGCAAUCAGUAUCUCGAUUUCUCAAUGUACUAAACUCCGUAAUUUCACAUUUUUUCGCGUAUGAAUGUCUCCUUCGGGCCAGUUUUUAAAUCAUUUGUACUCCAUAAUGUUUUUUUUUCAAAAUUACUUGAUUACCAGCAACGACUGCUUCAGUGGGUGCUGAAUCACGCUUGCCCCCCGAGUUUACGACCUAAUUAUGGCCAUUUUAUGGCCCUUGAUGUCUCCAACGAGGUUAUUACCGAUCUUCUGCUAUGUUUAUGUCACUACUGGCUUCACGAAAGCAUCUACUGUGCGCUUAUGCAAACGCGUCCUUCCCCUUACGUGUCACAUUUCGUGUCACGCAAAUGAAUUUCCUCCCGGUAAUGUUGCAUGACGUACGUUGGUAGGUUCAUCGGGUAAUUGACGUGUGUACACAAGUUCCCGCGUCGGUUGCUACUCUUGUAAAUGGCCCAUUAAAUCCUGCCGAUAAAAUACCUAAUUCAUACUAGUGUCCUCGAAAUUGCAACUACGACUACCUCCGGCUCCUUUCACCUUGUAAGGUUAACAGUAAUCAGAGUUGCCCUUUUUAAUUUCCUCUGAAAUGAAUGUGCGAAUUUGGAGUAAAUCCUUGAGAGCGCAAUUUUUAGGCUCGCUCUGAAAGUUGGUAUGACUGUACGAGCCGAAAUCCACCAGCUGCUGUGAAAUAAACGCGUAGUAUUAACAGGCUUUCAACAAGCAUCCAGUAGUAUACACAUACGGAGUGAUUUAGUAUACUGGCAGUACAGAUACUAGCUAAAAGCCCCGACAAGCGUGUUUCGUUAACGUUGUACCCGCUGCGAUUGCAGAGUCGAGAGGUAUGCACUUCUUUCUAGGUCAAUUUUAGAGGUGGAGGUACAGUAGAUGUGCUUACUCAUGAAAUGUCAACCAAAAUUUCGAAAUGCCUUCUCGUUUCGAAAAGAUAAAUUAAGUAGUGUUGUAAAAAUAAUCAUGGUGCAGCAUAAAUCUAUAAUAAUCCAGUUACCUCAGGGUGUCGGCUUUCGAAUGAACUUAUUUUCGGCUGCAUGCAAGGUCUAUACUCUGAAAAAAAUGACUACUAAAGUAGUAUGCGAUUUUCUCAGUGAUUUUCGAUGCCCUUGAAAAUUCAAUUAUAUUUCAUGGAAAACAUGCAUAAAAUAUUCAUUUUUUUGCUUAUUCGGUAGAAAAUCACGUCUUCUUCCAAUUUCAUACUCAAAAGAGAGUAUACUUCGGUUUUAACAAACGUUUCCUAUUCCCGAAUAAUUUUGAACCCGACCUGCUGUUACACUUGCAUUGAGGGUUUCAAAACUACAAGUUGCAUAUUUUUCGUGUACGGAAAACCAUGCAUUUCUCUACGGUGUUAAGAGGAGACCAUAUGAGGUUCAUAAAAUUAAGCAGUGAAUUUGAGCAAUAUUGUUAUCUUGACAAGCCGCAUUCGUAAAUGCAGAUACAUGACGUUCCAUGAACGGCCAUUUAACGGUAUUAAAAAAUCUCACGGUUAGAAACUUUUUUAACACCGAAUUAUACUCUUCUUUGAGUAUGAAAUUGGAAGAAGACGUGAUUUUCUACCGAAUAAGCAAAAAAAUGAAUAUUUUAUGCAUGUUUUCCAUGAAAUAUAAUUGAAUUUUCAAGGGCAUCGAAAAUCAAUGAGAACAUUGCAUACUACUUUAGUAGUCAUUUUUGCAGAGUAUAGACCUUGCAUGCAGCCAAAAAUAAGUUCAUUCGAAAGCCGACACCCUGAGGUAACUGCAUCAUUAUAGAUUUAUGCUGCACCAUGAUUAUUUUUACAACACUACUUAAUUUAUCUUUUCGAAACGAGAAGGCAUUUCGAAAUUUUGGUUGACAUUUCAUGAGUUAGCUCACCUACUGUAUAUGCCAGUUGAUAUCAGGAUUGUCAGAAUUUCAGGGGUUCUCAGACAAUUCAUUAUGGGUUAACUUAUAAUUUUUCAAAACAGGAAGGAGGAGGAGAAGUCAGUUCCACUCGAAGCCGGUGCGACGUCCACGUGGGAUCCCAGUACUGUGUCGCCGGUACUCACGAGCCCAGACCAGCAACCCUCUGUUACACCCAUGAGCACAAUGACAACAACAGCAACAACUUCGACACCCGUGGCCAAGAAGCCGCACCCCUCCAAGCGACAGGUCCGGCUGCGGAAUCACUCCGCUCAGACACGAUUGGCCGCCAUCCCCACCACCCGUGCCUCUGUGCUGCUCCGAAGGGUGAUUCUGGAUCCCAAAAUGGCGACAUCCCUGAAGCCGGGAGUUGAGGGCAAACCGACUGCUGAGCCUGGAGCCGACAUGGCAGCAAUUCUGCCGUUGCUGAAACAGUGCAGUCGGUGUGGAUCGCAGCGAGUUCGACUGCUGCUCAUUGAGCGCUAUCCUGAGCCUGGACCAGCUAACCAGACACCGGAGAGGCCGUCCUCUCGACCCCUCCUGCGGAGGCACGCAAAGCGUACGCUCUCGGGCGAGGUGCUGGAGAUGCCGAGGCGGAGCGCGUCCACGAAACGGGAGAGUAGACGGUCGGCCCGAUUUCACACUCAGCCUAUUUGGUAGGCAGCGGGAAGUUGCCUCGUGAAAUUUUGGUUUCUCACUUCAUACGUGACAUUCCAGAUGGAUGAGCCCAGUUAAUCAAUUAUUAUUUCCCUUCAAACGCUUAAGGCCUUUGCAGGGGGUCUGACUUUUGAGCCUCUUUGAGUCUACUGGGUACAUUUGUAAAUGUCGGCAGACCCUUAAGGCCUUUUUGCAAAUGGGGCUUGCCUCUUAUCCAGUUUUAGGGGUAAACUUUCAUGGUUCACGAAAUUUCACUGACGGAUGAUUUGCCUGGGCUGAAUGGAGCAUCUUAUGUUCGGCACAUGAUAGAUAAAAGUGGACGUUAACUUUGUGCAUUGAAGCAACUAAUGGAAACUCAUUUUUCCGAAUUAGAGCGCGAGUGCAGUCCGACCCAUUGGACGAAAAGUUAACUCAGCCGAGCUUUCGGGUCGGCCUGGUAACCUCUCAAACUAGACAAAAAAAGAACAGAAUGAAAUAAGCACCGGAGAAGCACCGGAGACCGUAACCGUUAUCGAUCGGCCUGUCUGGCCCAGGCCACGCCCAAUGACCAAAGACUCCGAGUGCGAACCGCAGGCCAUUCGGACCUGGAGUUGGGUACGGCUGGCUGACGACGGCCAGUAAGCCAGAAGUUGCCAUCCCUGCCUCCCCUGUCAGGUCUCAGGCCUCGGGUGGUCUCAACCCGUUACAGUAGGUGUGCUAACUCACGAAAUGUCCACCGAAGUUCUGAAAUGCAUUUUCAUUUCGAAAAGAUCACCAAAGUACGGCUUUAAAAUCAAUUAUUCUGAAGCAUAAUUCUAUAAUAAUUCAGUUACCUUGGGAUGCUGGCUUUCGAACGCAUGCAAAAAGCACACUCUGCAAAAAAUUACCACUUAAUUACUAUGCAUUUUUUUCAUUGAUUUCGAUGCCCUUCAAAAUUAAAUUGUAUUUCAAGGAAGACAUGCAUAAGAAUAUGCAUUCUAUUGCUCUUUCGGUAAAAAAUUACGUCUUCUUCCAAUUUUAUACUCGAAGGAAGGGUAUGAUUGUGUUUUCAAAAACUUUUCCAAUUCCCGAAUAAUUUUGGACCCGACCUGCCGUUACAAUUGCAUUCAGGGUUUCCAAACUACAAGACGGGUAUUUUAGCGUACGGAAAACCACACAUUCCUCCAUGGUAUUAAGGGGAGACCAUAUGGGGUUCAUACAAUUUGGUAGUGGAUUUGAAACAUAUUGUUGACUUUACAUCUUACAUUAAUAAAUGCAGAGACACGAUGUUUUUUAAAAAAAUCUUUUAAAAACAAACUUUUUGAAACCGAAUUAUACCCUUCCUUCGAGUAUCAAAUUGAAAGGAGACGUAAUUUUUUACCGAAUGAGCAAAAUAACGACUACGUUUACGCAUGUUUUCCAUGAAAUAUAAUUGAAUUUUUAAGGACAUCGAAAGUCAAUGACAAAAAAUUAUGCUACUUAAGUAGUCAUUUUUACAGAGUAUGCUUUUUGCAUGCCGCCGGAAAGAUGUUCGUUCGAUAGCCGGCAUCCUGACGUAAGUGAAUUAUUAUAAAAUUAUGCUGCACGUUGAUUAAUUUCAAAACCCUACUUAGGUAAUCUUUUCGAAACGAAAACGCGUUUCAGAAUUUCGGCUAACAUUUCGCGAGUUAGCACACCUACUGUAGUGUUUGGGUUAGAGGUUGGAAUUAGGGCUAGGGAGUUAAAGUAAAGAGUAGAAGUUCGGACUAAGAGUUCAAGGUGAGGCUACAGACAUAGGUUUGGCGCCAGGGGUUGGAUUGUUAAAGUGUUAAACCCCUGUGAUAUCUUCCGUUGCGGCAAUCAUGAGCGUCAGAUUUAACCAUGCAUUCUUCGCUCUUUCUCCUUUAAUGCGAUUUAUCGUCCGGUCUGGGAUCAGUUGGCGCGGAAUAUCUACCCAGUGCCCUCGCCUUUCAUUCUAACCAUUCGUUUGCAGCUUUUAAUUUCCCGUUUUUUUAAUAGCGCCUUCGCGUUUUUACGAUUUAUUAAUGUAUUUAAACAGGCAGAUGUCGUAAUUGUGGUUUUUCACUUUUGCUUCCUGAAAACAGCUAUCUGUCAGUUUCGUUUGACCAAACCCUAUAGCCACUAUUAUCAUCAUUCCCGUAUUGUGAGAGGCCUUGCCUACCGUUUUCUGGAGUGCGCUCCUUAACACAGACAACCGGUAUCCCAUUUGCAUCACUAACCAAAGAGAUGCGUCAUAAGGAAGGCCUCUAAAUUUCGAGGAGUACAGAAACAAACGCACUACAAACCGGCGACUUUGGGGCCAAAGUUCUAGUACAGCUGACAAAACUGUUUUCUCCACGUCUAAUUGCCCGCUUUUCCGCAAAUCAGUAUACUUCUCCCCCCCCCUUUCAGAAGGGAGAGUGAUGAGGUAAUAAAGCGAGGCCAUUAAAUAUAAUUAUCUCAACUGUUAGCACCUAGUGGGCGUCAAAGGUUGCACUUUGACCAGUGUAUCCACACCCCCCGUGUUCAUGCGGCGGUCGGCUUGGCGUGGCCGCAGCGGCCGAACUCACCUCGCCGGCUGACUGCUCACACUGCGUAUGGCUGCCAGCCUGGCGACACCAUGGCGCCGAUCGAUACCUUGCUGUUCAACGAUUGGCCGCAGCUGAGGCGCACGCUCACACCUCAGAGGCUGGAUCUCAGCCUGGUUGAACUAUUGUUGCCGCUGGCUUCCAAGCUGCUUGUACUCCCGCAACAACGGCAAAGACUGUCCUACUAUGUCUGUCGCCCUGACUUUCAAUUUUAGAAAGUCCGCGUUGUUGACUGUUACACUUCGGCAAACAGACAGACAAGACGGUACAGCCUCUCAUGCAUAAACAAAAUUUUGUAACUGGUUGCCAGCAUCCAGUCUAUAUGAGGCCCCAUAGUGGUUGGUGCCCUCGGUUUCACACUGCGAACGGAUUUUUGACAAGGACGCAGAAUGCGAACCCACUCGGGGCACAAAAACCAGACCAUCGCGGCAUAUUGCGUCCUCGCCAUUUCUGUAAUUGACGAUUUAAUGCUCUCGCAGCUAGACAGAAUUUACCUGAAUGUGUACCUAGUGUCGCGUUCUCCCACCGUUCAGCUCCACUGAUAAAACCCAUACUACACGAAGACCUGGUUUUUGUUCCCGGAGUGGGUCCACAUAAUGCGUCCUUGCCUGAUUUUUUUUAUCACUAGAGGCAAAAGUGACGGAGGAGACGCGGCAGCAUGGUUGCUUACCAUCGGCGAGUUUUUUGAUUCACCGUUAGAAAGUGUCAAACAAGCCUGUUGACGGGGAGGAUGUUGUGUUUCAUAAAAUUCACUUGCGCUCAACUUAACGGGCAAGCUUCUAGUUGAGUCGUUACUGGGGGACAACGGGAGAAAGGCAGCAAAUAGAACCCACCAGGUCAAAGAUGGAUUGUUAUCGAACUGAAGCGUUGCCGGUCGGCGGUAGCGAUUGUAAAUGCAUCCGGCGUGCGUAGAGGUGGGGACUGAAAAGCCCAACUGCGGAACUCAUCGGCAGAAUGAAACGGUCGAUCAUCCGUCUGUUCCUUCAAAGCAGCUGACUGCUGCCAAUGUCCACUAGUCACUACCUUGACCCUGAUGACGGUUUAGUCUUCGAUGCCUGCACUGAACCCGCAUUUUAUUGUCCCAUCUAGUCCACCAGCUGCACAGCACAAUGUUGCUCAAGGGAAUCGAGUCCAGGCGCCCGCAGACUCAAAGCGAAAUAGCGCUGUCGAGGGCCAGGCAAAGUCCCAGAGGACAACCCUUUACGGCGGACAACCCUGCCUCUGCCACAGGGCUGCCUCCAGCAUGGAAUCCAAACAACAGCACACCUGUGACAGGGAGUUCUGGGACACACCGACAAUAAGUUUGAGGCAGGCCAGACCACGAGACCAGGUGCCCGUCCGACCGCUUCUGCGGGGAGCCAUGCAGUACCUGCAGACAGCCCAUUCCGGACGCCCCUCCUCUGCAACUGGGACACUGUGCCAGCCCGACCCAGCGCAGGCUCACCCAAAGCAGCACUGGCGAGGUGGGAAAAAGACGUCGCAGAAGACGAGGAGUCGGGAGACCGCGCAAACUCACCACGAGGGUAUGCAACUUUUCUUGCUAGUAAAUGUUCACUUUUUUCUCUUGUCGAAGGUGGCAGUGGAUUCAGACGAGGACCCAAAAUUGGGUCGGGACGCCGAACGCCAAUAUCAGUAUCCGUUGACAGGUGUCCCGAUCACAGGCAGUUCCCGAGUCCUGGCUUUUGUGUGUAAAUCGCGCUAAACAGUAGUCUUUCCUCAGCUAACCCCAUUCUGGAGCUGGAUCGAAGAGUCGCGCGACCCUAGGCAAGAUUCGUGCAUAGGGUUUACGAUGCUGCCAGCCUUUUCAUGCCAAUUGGUAAUCUCCGGAACGAUCAGUUUUCUCGAACUUUUAGAUUUUGUGCUCUAGUUGAGGGGUGAAAAAAUCUUCUUCAGGCUUUCUGACCGACGUCAACCAAGUGGAUUGGUGUAAGACCUACGCAUUGUGCCUGGUUUCAGUUAGUUUAAGGUCAACAGACCCAGAAUCUAUGGUCUGUAAUUGAGUGUAUUCGUAUUGCACAGAAAUAGCAUUCAGCAAUCCGGCCUGUAUGCCAAGAAAACUAGAUCACCCAAACGGAGGCUGGGAUACUGCGCAAAGUGUAUGUAUAUUAGGGAGCCUACUCAACAGUAGCUAGUAGCAAAAGCGAUUAAAUUAAAAAGUCGCAAUCUAGAGGACUUCGGUACAAAUGCAAGUCAGCCACAAGGCAACUGCGCUUUCUCUCUACAGGAUUGUAUUUCGAUUCCCCCAAAAUAUGCGCAGCCCACACCAGGCUUAAGAGUGUGUCAGCUUAGUUGGGAAUACGAGAGCUUCAUUUUCAGGUCGAAUACAGACUUAUAGUUCUAAUUCACCGACAUUCGCCUCCAAGUUACGUCUUCGAGGGGCUAAACUGGAUGUUGCGGAAUCACCUGGGCGUUUUCUCAGCUAGAGCACAGGCUGGCCUUGUAUCCAGCCUUCCUGCUUCGAUUCUAUACGAACCCUAAGGCCACCUUGCCCUGGCGGAAUAGGAGUAAUUUAACCACGAGAAUCUCAUUUUUAUCCACCAUCCUUUAAUUCUUGCCCCACAAAUAUCCAAAUUUUGAAACCUUACCUCUCUUGCAUGCCUUUACGUUUAAAUUAUUCCUUUUAUGGCUGGGACAAUUACCAUACAAGAAAUAAUUAAUAUUGGCACUUUUCAACAAGUGAUUAUAUUUCGGGAAACCAGUUACAUUUAGGCUUACGCUUAGUUAAGAAAAAGAAAUUUUGAAGGGCCGCUUGUGUGUAGGCUGGUCCUCGUUUUGUCGCGACGUCGGUAUCUGGACCAGAUGGGUCGGACACGAAGCCCUUGAGGGUCGUCGUGGUGGCCUUUGCUGUGGAGCACACGGUGGACAUCGUCGGAUGCGACGAUUGAGCUAUCAGUAGAGAAGUGAAGUAGGACUAAGGCCAACGUGUCUGAGUUUGACUCACACCCACACCGCUGUCUGUCGCACUUUGGCGAAUCGGUCGAUCUACGCCUGCCAACAUGAUUGUAAAUAAUAGAAUUUGGAAAUUCUUUAUUGGCUUGUACCUCAGUUAUGAGUGUUAACAGGUGUUUUCUGGGACGCUGCACAUUCGGAGUGAAUGCUGACAAGGGCAAGGGAGACUGGGGUGACCGUUUCCGGCUUAUCAGUCGUCGUCAGUUAACCAUGCCCAGCUCCGGGUUUGGAUAACCAGGCAUUUCAAUCCGGACUCUUUUAUCGUCGGACGUUUUUAAGAACAACACUCUGCCCUCCCGAUAAUCGGGGAUGUUCGGUAUCGUGGAAAGGGACGUUCACCAACCAGGUUACGAGAUAUGCUCAUUCACUGAGACCCUGGGACUCAAUCUAGAGUCCUCGCUCUGUACAUUAGCAGCAUUUGGGGAGAUGAGUUAAUUGGCAGAUUAGCUCGGCAUUCUCCAGCUCUCUUACUCUUUCCCCCCUUUCAUAUUCUACGUAACAGUAGGCAUCAGGUAAAACGGUUUACACCAAAUCGAGCGGUUAGCUGCCGCGCGGGAAGCAAAUGAGUAGUGUUUCCUACGUAUGACUUGUUGUAACCUCUCCUAUUUAGCUGCAGACAGCGUUCGACAGGAGGCACUUUCGCGAAGGAGUUCACAGGUCCCCCGCGGACCACGAGAUCGGCGUAUAGUGGCCUGCGGCAGCAAAGAUGAAGCUGGUCGGGUUCGGUCUUCUCGUGCGAUCUUGGCAACCUCAAAAACCACGCCUUCCAAUCCUUCUACUCCAACAACGCGGGCGAACGUGGGCCGUUACGGACACAAUUACGACGAGGUAGACGUCCUACUCUACAACCUCUGUCUCAACAUCGAGAGUGCGCUCUGA
Messenger RNA from Spirometra erinaceieuropaei, 15707 nucleotides. The record is from the annotation of a GenBank genome assembly. NCBI's taxonomy places the organism in Eukaryota, Metazoa, Platyhelminthes, Cestoda, Diphyllobothriidea, Diphyllobothriidae.